CAGUAGGCUGCUGAUAAAAGCUUUGCAGCUGCCUUGGGAACUGCGCUAUUCGAAUCCGGUUACCUGUGGGGCCACGGGACUCACAGGCAGGAUCCAUAGCUGAAGACACCGUAGCAGCAGCCUCUGGCUACCAGAGAAUCACAGUAGCAGCCCAUCAAAGCGGAAUCUGAACUUGAAUUCGGUGCAGCUGGUUGAAGAGCUGGUGGCGCAGUCUUGAGCAUCAGGAUCUGAGACCCCCCAGUCGAUCGAGGUCCAUCAACUGGACCCUGGAGGCAGGCUUUCUCACGGGAGGGAGGACACAGGUUGCAGAAGCUGGAAAUACUCCAGUUUCCCAGCUAAUCCCCCUACUGAGAUUGGAGACUGCUGCACUGCUGAAGAUAAAGCGUUUUUGUUUUGUUUCUAAAACGCCUUGAACUUCGUGUCUUAAGAUAUCCUAUCACUGCUGUCAGACAUGGCUAGCAUCCUUUCACGUUUGGGUAGCAGCCGGGGGCAGAACUCACCCCUGCCACCAUGGGCUCAUUCCAUGCUGAGAUCCCUGGGGAGGAGUCUUGGCCCUUUAAUGGCUAGCAUGGCAGAGAGAAACAUGAGGUUGUUCUCUGGGAGGGCAGAGCCAGCCCAGGGGGAAGAAACCUUUGAAAACUGGCUGAGCCAAGUAACUGGGGUGCUGCCUGAUUGGCAUAUGCCUGAGGAGGAAAAGGUCAGACGCCUAAUGAGAACCCUUAGAGGCCCUGCCCGGGAGGUCAUGCGUUUGCUCCAAGCUGCCAAUCCUGGCCUAGAUGUAGAGGAUUUUUUGCGGGCAAUGAAACUGGUCUUUGGGGAGUCUGAGAGCAGUGUGACAGCCCAUAGUAAAUUUGUUAACACUGUUCAGGAACAUGGAGAGAAACCAUCCCUGUAUGUGAUCCGUUUAGAGGUGCAGCUGCAGAAUGCUAUCCAGGCAGGGGUGUUUGCUGAGAGAGAGGCAAACCAGGCUCGCCUGCAUCAGCUCCUGGUAGGAGCUGAGAUGAGUACAGACCUUCGAUUCAGGCUUAAGAAUCUUCUCCGGGUAUAUGCAAAUGAGCCAGAGCGCCUUCCCAAUUUCCUAGAGUUAAUCAGGAUGAUAAGGGAGGAAGAGGAAUGGGAGGAGACUUUUAUUAAUCCAAAGCGGCCCAGAAGAGCCGAGUCAGUGAUGGAGAGGGCACUCAGCCCUAUGGCAUUUCAGAGCUCCCCACCAAUAAUGAUCAGCAGUAUCGACUGCAAUGUGAUCGAGAUAGAUGACUCUCCUGAUGAUUCAGAUGAGGAUGUGAUCUUGGUGGAGCCUGAGGACCCACCACUGCCAUCCUCAAGUGCCUCUUCCUUCCUAGGCAGAGCUGUAUCUGAGGACCAAGUGCUGGUCAUUGAGUCCCCUAACAUUUUUGAAAUCCAGGCUCCUUCCACUAGCAGUGGUGCUGGGAGAAAGAACAAUCGGGGUUUUGGGGAGCUGCGUAGAGCCAGGAAGCGCAAACAUACGAUCCAUUGUUCCCACUGUGGUGAGGAGGGCCACUCAAAAGAAACCUGUGACAAUGAGAGUGACAAGGGCCAGGUUUUUGAGAAUCUGAUCAUCACCCUGCAGGAGCUGACACAUGCAGAGGAGAGGGCAAGGGGGGCCCCUGGUGAACCCAUUGGCCUCUCUGAACCACAGUAAGAUGCGACUCCCCAGCCUUAAAUUAACCCUUACCUGUAUUAAAUGUUUAACGGUGGAAAAGUUGUGGGGACAGACUUCUAAUUGCAUGAACAAAUCCACAAAGUGGCUUUCUUUGGGGGUGGAGAAAGGGUCCCGAAUACCAGUACAGUAAAGAGAGGAGGCCUGACCUAUGAUCGUGUUCCCAUUCCCCACUGCUUAACAGUCUAUUUUCUGUGUGAACCUCUCUCCUUGGUGGCUUUAUUCUCUUUGUGAAAGUGGUAUUGUUCAUUGUUCAAUCUUCAAGUUAGAAAAUUAUUAAAAAGUACAACUUACCCAGACCUCUCUACCUUGUGAAACAAUUGUCAGCCCUUUGGUGCCUAUCCUUCUAAAUAUUUCUCUAUAUCUGUGUUCCUAGAUUAGAAAUAUGUAUAGACAAAAGUGAUCAAAUAGAAGUGUUGUUCUAUAUGCUGUAUUUUUUCACCAAAACGUAUGUUGUGGCCUUCUUUGUCAAUAAAUAUAUACAUAUAUGUCAGCAUCUACUUUAA
This is a messenger RNA of Mus caroli (Ryukyu mouse), 2184 nucleotides long. RefSeq names its product zinc finger CCHC-type containing 12 (gene Zcchc12). The record is from RefSeq and is a predicted model, not a curated record. NCBI's taxonomy places the organism in Eukaryota, Metazoa, Chordata, Mammalia, Rodentia, Muridae. Gene Ontology annotation, cellular component: nucleus. Gene Ontology annotation, molecular function: zinc ion binding; nucleic acid binding.